AUGCAAUAUCCUCCAGAGCCUCAAGCACAUUGUAUCAAAAUUAACUCCGAUGUCGCGGUCAAAGAAGAAACCAGCUUCAUAGGAGUCGUAGCCAGAGACCACUCGGGCAAGGUUCUAGAAUUAAAAGCAGCUCAACUUCACACCGAUAUUCCGGAGUUAGCAGAAGGUUACGACGUUCUGCAGGGUUUAGUCUUGGCAAAGGAGAAAGGUUGGAAGAAGAUUUGGCUUGAAUCUGAUUCGAGGAAUGUAAUUUUUCAGCUGGAAAAUCAUGACUCUACUUCAGCUCACUGGCUAUCGGAAGGGGUCUUUGCAGACAUCCAGAGUUUAAGAAAUGAUUUCCAGGAAGUCCAGUUUACUUGGGUCUCUAGAGAAGAAAACUUUCUCGCUCAUUUUGUUAGCCAAUGGUGUCUUAAAAAUAACUUUGUUGGGUCAAUUCCCAUUGAUUCCCUUGCAGGAAUGUUUCCUAUUUUUGUUGCCUAG
Ziziphus jujuba (common jujube) is the source of this 480-nucleotide messenger RNA. RefSeq lists its product as uncharacterized. The record is from RefSeq and is a predicted model, not a curated record. Gene Ontology annotation, molecular function: RNA-DNA hybrid ribonuclease activity; nucleic acid binding. The coding region runs from base 1 to 480 and encodes 159 amino acids. NCBI's taxonomy places the organism in Eukaryota, Viridiplantae, Streptophyta, Magnoliopsida, Rosales, Rhamnaceae. The transcript has a single exon.